Molecule: messenger RNA, 1674 nt
Organism: Kazachstania africana CBS 2517
Lineage: Eukaryota; Fungi; Ascomycota; Saccharomycetes; Saccharomycetales; Saccharomycetaceae
Product: sugar porter family MFS transporter
Exons: 1
Coding region: 1-1674 (557 amino acids)
Biological process (GO): carbohydrate transport; transmembrane transport
Cellular component (GO): plasma membrane
Molecular function (GO): carbohydrate:proton symporter activity
Source: RefSeq, a predicted model, not a curated record
AUGGAUAACCAAAGUUCUCACGAAUCUACUUCUGAGCCACAUUCAGUCGUCUCAGACCCGCUAGCCAAAACUGACAGCAAAGAUGUCAACUCUUUUGCUGAAGAUAAUGCUAAUGCUGUUAUUGAAAUCCCAAAGAAACCAGCUUCCGCUUAUGUUGGUGUCUCUAUUAUUUGUUUAAUGGUUGCCUUCGGUGGUUUCGUUUUCGGUUGGGAUACUGGUACCAUUGGUGGUUAUCUUUCUCAAACUGAUUUCAUGAGAAGAUUUGGUAUGCAACAUCCAGACGGUAGUUAUUAUUUCUCAAAAGUUAGAACUGGUUUAAUUGUCUCUAUUUUCUGUAUCGGUUGUGCUAUUGGUGGUAUCGUUUUCUCUAAGCUAGGUGACCAAUAUGGCCGCAGAAUUGCUCUAGUCAUUGUCACUAUCGUCUAUAUGGUCGGUAUUCUUAUUUCCAUCGCCUCCAUUGACAAGUGGUACCAAUACUUCAUCGGUAGAAUUAUUGCCGGUUUGGGUGUCGGUGGUAUUGCUGUCUACUCUCCAUUAUUAAUUUCUGAAGUUUCUCCAAAGCAUUUAAGAGGUACUUUAGUCUCAUGUUAUCAAUUAAUGAUUACUUUAGGUAUCUUCAUUGGUUACUGUACUAACUAUGGUACCAAAGAAUCUUACUCUAACUCUACUCAAUGGAGAGUUCCGUUAGGUUUAGGUUUCGCAUGGGCCUUAUUCAUGAUCGGUGCUAUGUUCUUAGUCCCAGAAUCUCCACGUUACUUAUUAGAAGUUAACAAGGUUGAAGAAGCCAAGCGUUCAAUUGCUGUUUCUAAUAAGGUUUCCAUCGAUGAUCCAUCUGUUAUUGCUGAAGUUGAAUUAUUAAGUGCCGGUAUUGAAGCUGAAAGAGCUGCUGGUAACGCAUCUUGGGGUGAAUUAUUCUCUCCAAAGGGUAAAAUUUUACAACGUUUAAUUAUGGGUAUUAGUAUUCAAACUUUACAACAAUUGACUGGUGCCAAUUAUUUCUUCUACUAUGGUACUUCCAUUUUCAAGUCCAUUGGUCUAGAAGAUUCUUUUGAAACCUCCAUCAUUAUUGGUGUUGUUAACUUUGCUUCUACUUUCGUUGGUAUCUACUUUGUCGAAAGAUUUGGUCGUCGUAGAUGUCUAUUAUGGGGUGCUGUUGGUAUGAUCUGCUGUAUGGUUGUCUUUGCUUCUGUUGGUGUCACUAGAUUAUAUCCAAAUGGUGAUGACCAACCAUCAUCUAAGGGUGCUGGUAAUUGUAUGAUUGUUUUCACUUGUUUCUUCAUUUUCUGUUUCGCUACCACGUGGGCGCCAAUUGCUUAUGUUAUUGUCUCUGAGACAUUCCCAUUGAGAGUUAAGGCUAAAGGUAUGGCUUUAUCUACUGCUGCUAAUUGGUUCUGGAAUUUCUUGAUUGGUUUCUUCACUCCAUUCAUUACAGGUGCCAUUAACUUCUACUACGGUUACGUCUUCAUGGGCUGUCUAUGUUUCGCUUGGUUCUACGUUUUCUUCUUCGUUCCAGAAACAAAAGGUUUGACUCUAGAAGAAGUCGAUGUUAUGUGGCAAGAAGGUGUCUUACCAUGGAAGUCUGCUGACUGGAUCCCACCAGCUAGAAGAGGUGCUGAUUUUGAUGAAGCUGCUUUCACUCAAGAUGACAAGCCAUUUUACAAGAGAAUGCUUUAA